This is a messenger RNA of Poecilia reticulata (guppy), 8426 nucleotides long. Its product is annotated as rho GTPase-activating protein 44-like. The record is from RefSeq and is a predicted model, not a curated record. Gene Ontology annotation, molecular function: protein binding; GTPase activator activity. Gene Ontology annotation, biological process: negative regulation of Rac protein signal transduction; regulation of dendritic spine morphogenesis; signal transduction. Lineage: Eukaryota; Metazoa; Chordata; Actinopteri; Cyprinodontiformes; Poeciliidae. Gene Ontology annotation, cellular component: leading edge membrane; cytoplasm; presynaptic active zone.
AAUGUUGCAUCCUGACUGUUGCCGUUUGUGAGCAACCCACUCACAGCGGGAGACAUGCUACGCAUGUUGUUUGAGGGGGAGACGGGAUUACUAACCCACAGCAGUGUGUGUGUGUGUGUGUGUGUGUGUGCGUGUGUGUGUGUGUGUGUGUGUAUUAAAUUGAUUUAUUUUUAGAACGGAACUACGUUUCCCAUGAUGCACCAGCAGGGAGCGUCGGGCUGUCAACGCCGGGGGAGAGGAAUCGGUUCAGCAUCUCCGGAGCUGCGGAGCGAAGCGUAGGACAGAAACACAGUGUUCACAAACACAAUGAGCUGGAAUUAACUCACCGACUGUCUGCCGCGUUGGUCCGCCGCGAUGCCCGAACCGGAUAUUUAACGACCGAACCUCCUCGUCUGCUUCGGAUCGGCGCGGAGAGCGGACUUUAAUUCAUCAAUGAGAUCUGCGGAGAGGCUCUGCCGCUCGGUGGAAACGCAGAAAAACACAAGAUGAAGAAGCAGUUCAACCGCAUGAGACAGCUCGCCAACCAGACAGUGGGCAGAGCUGAAAAAACAGAAGUAUUGAGUGAGGACCUACUGCAGGUCGAGAAACGACUGGAGUUGGUCAAGCAAGUUUCCCACAGCACACACAAGAAGCUGACCGCCUGUCUGCAGGGUCAGCAGGGUGUGGACGUGGACAAGAAGUCUGUCAGGUCGCCCUCGAAAAAGCUUCCUCUUACAACACUUGCACAAUGUAUGGUGGAGGGGGCGGUCGUGCUGGGGGACGAGUCUCUCCUGGGGAAGAUGCUGAAGCUCAGCGGCGAGACGCAGGAAAAACUGGCUCAGGAGCUCAUCACGUUUGAACUCACCAUCGAGAAGGAUGUGAUCGAACCGCUAUGUGACCUAGCAGAGGUGGAAAUCCCAAACAUCCAGAAACAAAGGAAACAUUUAGCAAAACUGGUCCUGGACAUGGACUCUGCUCGCACAAGGUACUACCAGUCUAACAAAUCCUCGGGACUAUCCAGCAAUCUGCAGCCAACAGGAGCCAAGGCUGACCACCUCAGGGAAGAGAUGGAGGAGGCAGCCAACCGCAUGGAGAUCUGUCGAGACCAGUUAUCAGCCGACAUGUACAAUUUUGUGGCCAAAGAAAUAGACUAUGCAAGCUACUUCCAGACAUUGAUAGAAGUCCAGGCAGAGUACCACAGGAAAUCAUUAGAGCUGCUUCAGAGUGUUUUGCCGCAGAUCAAAGCUCAUCAGGAGACCUGGGUGGAAAAACCAUGCUACGGGAAACCAUUAGAGGAGCACUUAGCGCUCAGCGGGAGAGAUAUCGCCUUUCCUAUUGAAGCCUGUGUCACUAUGCUGCUGGAGUGCGGCAUGCAAGAGGAGGGUUUGUUCCGAAUCGCUCCUUCGGCCUCCAAGUUGAAGAAACUGAAGGCGUCUCUGGACUGCGGCGUGUUGGACGUCCAGGAGUUUUCUACGGACCCACAUGCCAUCGCAGGCGCUUUAAAGUCGUACCUGCGCGAACUCCCCGAGCCGCUGAUGACCUUUGAGCUCUACAAUGACUGGAUUCAGGCCUCCAACAUCCAGGACCAGGAGAAGAGGCUGCAGGCUCUGCUGGGCGCCUGCGAGAAGCUGCCGUGUGCCAACAACAACAACUUCAAGUAUUUGAUCAAGUUUCUCUCCAAGCUGACUGAAUACCAGGACGUGAACAAAAUGACGCCUGGAAACAUCGCCAUCGUCCUCGGCCCCAACCUGCUGUGGACUCACGAUGAAGGUAACAUCACAGAGAUGAUGACGACCGUCUCCCUUCAGAUCGUCGGCAUCAUCGAGCCCAUCAUCCAGCACGCCGACUGGUUCUUCCCCGGAGAAAUUGAGUUUAAUGUCACCGGGAACUACGGCAGCCCAGUCCACACCAACCACAACGCCAACUACAGCCUCAUGCCGUCUCCGGACAUGGAUCAGGUGGACCGGAGGCAGAACGACCAGAGCCGGCGGCCGCUGAGCGUCGCCACGGACAACAUGAUGCUGGAGUUCUACAAGAAAGACGGCAUAAGGAAGAUCCAAAGCAUGGGUGUCAGGGUGAUGGACACUUCUUGGGUGUCACGCAGGGGUCCGUCGUCGACGCGUAAAACAUCCUCAACUCCGCCAAACGUGCACCCGUCGACCCCGUCCGCUGACGCUCCCAUCCCCGAGCAGCCUGGGGAUUUCUAUGCAUCCCCGUCCCCCACCCCUCCUCCCACUAGCAGCGACCGAGCCAGCUCAGACGAUGCUUCUUCCAACUGGUCCGACUCCUGUUACGUCUAUCCCUCCCCCGAGGAAGAGCGACCGCCUCCCCCUUAUCCCUCCUUCUGCUCCUCCUCUUCUUCCUCCUCUUGCUCCUCCAACUCGUUCCCUCACCACUAUAGCUACACCCGAGCACUUCAGAGUAUGCGUCCCGCCGCUCCCACCCCUGAGUCCGUCGUACCGCCCGGCCCGUCCCCUCCGCCACGCCUAGCCGGAUGCAGCCCGCCCCCGCUCCCUUUCUCCCCGUGCCCGUCCCCCCAGCAGCUUGACGUCAACUCCAACCCCAAACCUAACUCUCUGCACCUGCCCAAACGGGCCUCCCUGCCCGACACCAUGCAUGCAACCCCAUCCGAAACGAAUGGCUCCACCCUUUACAUCAAACCCCCGCUCGUUCUGACCCGUCACGACUUGUUCCUGGGCUCCCCUAAACCUCCCAACGCCCCUCUUUCUGCUCCCCCUCCGUGGGCAGCUUCUGCCUGUAGCCGGGAGAAAGGAGCCAAGCUGAAGAGCACUCUGAAAAACAAAGAGCUGUCCCCGGUGAUCGGACAAAAGGGACUCCAAGGAGUAGUGACCCCUAGUGGACAGUCACAGCACUCUGAGCACAGCCCACACAGCCUGAGGAGAGCCAAGAAGCUUGCCCCUAUCCCCCCAAAAGGCCCUUACUGCCAGACAGGAGCCAUGUCAGACCAGUCAACAGGUCAACCGUCUCCAGUCAGUCUGUCGCCCACCCCUCCCAGCACACCCUCCCCUUACGGCUUCAGCUACCCACAGGGUUAUGCCACCAUUGGUUCCCCGAGCCAGUCCCAGACGGCAACCACCCCAUCUCUGUCUUCUCCGCCCUCGCUGGCAGGCACGCUCACCAAGCCCAGACCAACCCCUAAGCCUCCGCGCCAGAGGCCCAACCUGCCUCCGCCUCAGCCCCCCUCCACACCCGGCACCAGCCCCCAGCCUCUGGAGCAUUCAUCCGGUCUCCUGGACGGUUUACCCCCUGGGGAAAGCAUGUCCACAGAUUCCCUCUGCAACUUGGACAUCCCCGUCAUCAACAUGGAGCUGGACAGCAUCUUCGACUUGACGCACAUCUCCCCCUUCAGGAACUCAGAGGCGCUUCUGCUGUCGCCAAAAAGCAAAGCAGACUCUGAGGAGGAGUCUGAAAGCACAGUGCUAUGACCCCCAACAUCACAUCGCGUCCCAUACCUCGCCCGCCCUCCGUCCAGAGGGAACCCACAAGUGAAAACAAGCGCCUCUCCUCAAGGAGCUUUCCAUUUCAUUCACGAUUAGCAUUUUACAGUUGCAUUUCCUGAAUUAUUUUAAGAUUUGUUUUUGCCUUAUUUAAAUCACAUGCAAUAUUGCCUUUAACGCCACGCAGGAGGCUGUCUGGAUGCUGGAGGAAUGGGAGUUCCUCGCCGCCACCGCUGCUGCUGUGUAAUGAGUGACGCAACAUCCCCGCUCGUUCCCCACACCGAUUCAUUUUGCCCCUUUCACUCCCCUCUCACUCCUCAGGGGUGUCCGUCUGAAAUGCCUCGCUCGUGUAGUUCUGUCCAGCCUGAGCGUUCACUGUGAGUCAGUAUGCAUGUGUGUGUGAGUGUGUGUGUGUGUGUGCGCGCGCGUUUUGCUAAUGUGUGACGUGACAAUUGUACGACAUAAUGUUGCACUGUUGGUGUUGUGGAGCAAAAGCAGGAGUGCAUUAUGUUAGACCAGUAGGGGAUAAUGUGCUUUUCUUUAAAAACAACAACAAAAAAAUGACAUUCAGUUAGGAGAUCAGACACUGGAUAUUUAUUGUUUAUACAAUAUAUUUUCAGAGCAUAUGAGAUAUUCACAAUAGGGAUCCAAUCAGAUCAUAUUUUGUAUGAAGAGGAGAGUUAUAUAGGGGACAUUUUCACUUUUAAUGGAUGCAGGCAGGGAGCUUGGAAAUAAACGACAUGCAUACUGUAGUUUAUGAAAGAUGGAGAAAUUCUGAAUUAUUUUGGCAGCAAUCAAAGCUGUAUGGGACCUUUUUAUAUUUCAUUCCUCAGUCUGGAGAAGGUUUGCGAUGACAUGGAUGUGUAGGACUGGUUUUAUGACGCCUGGACUUUCCAACAAAGCUGCUGCAGUGGUAGAGCAGGACGCUGCUGCCCCACUUCCACUGUGGAAGAAAACCCCACUGUCUCUGUGACAUUGUCAGACAUGAACACAUGGGAAGAGGAAAGAAAAUGACACCCGAUUUCAAAUGAGUUGACAAAAUAACAGCUCAGCAUAAAUGCAGCUGUUCUGUUCUGUUAGAAGAUAUUGAUGAAAUUUGGCUUUGAUUGAAGAGAAGCAGAAAGAAAGACAUGAGGAGACUGGUUUCCAGAAUCAAUAGUCAGAUGAAACCCAAACUUUUUCAUAAAAAAAAACAAGUGAGGUGUGAAUCUGUCAAUGUACAUCUUCUUGAACACACCGUUCCAUGCUUUGCUUCAGCAGAGAGAGAAAAGCUGGUCAGAUCUGACUGAGAAGAAGGGUAGACGUAAAAAAAAAAAAAGGUAUUCCUCCAGGAAGCAGUCGUUUCUCAAUAGCUGAGGGUUCAGACCCUCUGUACGAAGCAAACCAUACAAACAGGAGACCUUCCAACGCAACAUGCAACCAGAUCUAUAAAGGAUUUGUUUAGCUCCAAGUAAAUCUUUGUUAAAACGGCGCAGUCAGACUGAGGAUCGAUCUUCACGGACUCUCUCCGUUCGGUCUGACUGAGUUAGAGUCUCUGGCAGAGAGCCUAAAAUACUGCAACUGCAGUGAAACGUGGCUCUACAAAGGCAUGCCUGAACUUUACAGAUUUUUUUAUAAGUAAAAUGUUUUAGAUCCAUGCAUCAUUGUCCUUCCACUUCAGCUAUGUGGAUGCUUUUCCGAGGCGUGGCGUCAUGAGUGCAGCCGCCUGCAUCAUGAUUACAUUUACACUGCAACAGAUUUUCCCAGUUCUAACAAGUCGAGCGCUUUGGGUGAAAGAUAAUGGGGGUUUUCACCCAGUAUGAAGCUGGUACAGCUGGUUCUAUAAAACCGCAGCUCUUUAGCUACAUCAUCUUAAACCAUCUCUGCAGUGGAUGCUUAUCCUGCUGCAGCAAGAUAACAAGCAGCAGCAGCUUAGCACUGGAACCAGUUUGUGUUGCACUCCAGGCUUCAUAUGAGAAAUAAACCACGCAGUCUGUUGUCAUAUCAUAACCAAAAAAAGACAGAUCUGAAGCACCACCAGAAAGAAAAUGUGCUGUAUUUUUAUGAAUAAGCACAUCUUUUUUUUUUUUUUCCUCAUCACAGUGCCAUUACACCUGCAGUUCCAGUUUAUAGGAAACUCUGAUGAUGCUGAUAUUUUUUGGGAGUUUUACUGGUGAUCCAGAGGCAAGUGCAAAGAUAUCUGUAUAUUUGUUUAUUUUGAUGAGAGUAUUUAUAGAUAUACGUUUGAGUACGGUUUACUUGGUGUGAGGAGCUGUGAGUAUUUGCGCUUCACGUGAAUCUUGUCUGAGGAUUUAAGAAAAAAAAAAUCAAGUAUUCAGACACAGGACCAGAUUUUUUCUGCUGCCGCUUUAAAACUUGAAAAUCAGUCAAACUGAUGUAACGAGGUUAGGAACAGCAGCAGUUUGCCUUGCGGAGGGUUUCGUCGCAACCUAUCCGACCUGUAGGACCUUUAGUUUCUGUCCUGAGAACGUCCACUGUGCUGCUCUGCCAUCGCCUCUCGGUUAAGUGCGAAAUCACGAAAUCGCAGGACUUUUGUAAAUCUCGACGCGUCUGUACAUAUUUGUUCUGUACAUACGGACAACGGGAAGAGUCGGAUAUAUCGAAAUCUAUUCACAUUUACUGAAAACUAAACGCGCUGUACAUAUAUGAUUAUAAUGUUGGUGGUUGUAGCACAAUAAUGUCACAUUUACACAUCAGAUGUUGGCUUCUCUUUUCUACAUGGAGGCGUAGUGUUUGUGUUGCAAACUUCCUGACCUCUCAGUCUUGCUUUUAGCUUUAUAGGUAGAAAAAACAGACGACGCCACAUCUGUUUUUGUCUUUAGCUGCUUGGUCUGACAUGAUGCAGCAUGACGUUUAACUGGAUGAUACUCAAGUUAUUUUGGUUAUUUUGUUUCUUUACAUUUUAAUGUGUGUAUUUUAGUUCUAAUUAUUUACACUACUUGACAGCAGAAACUGCACCUGUGAUCGUGGGAUGGGUCAUAGCACCUGUCAGCAAAACUGCCCGAUAGCAGCGCUUCAGUUUACAUUUUAAUUCAGCUGAUAAAGGGAGUCCAAAUGGUUACAAGAUAAAAUAUAGUUUCCAUAAAUCAACCAGUGAGGAGCAGAUGUAAAACAUGACCUAGCAUUUUUAUUGAAUCAACACUUAAAGGUUCAUUUAUCAGUUCAGUUUAGAGAGACAGUGUGAAAUAGUUCAGCUGUUCAUGGCUGUCAGUUUCUCCAUCGUGGUUUACUGUUAAUGAAAACCUCAAAUUCUGUUCUGUUCUCAGAAAAUUAUAAUAAUACAACAGAUCAAUAAAAAAAAGAAUCAGGGUUAAUGUCUUAGAUACAACUCAGUGUGGCUCUUUUCCUUCCACUCAACUUUCCAUGAAUGUGCUUUGCUUACAGGACUCUGCAUAUAAUCUAGAAUUUAUUUUAGCAACAACCUUUUGAAGAGGGUUUCACUGAUUUUCUGCUGUUCAUUUGAUCAAAUCAGCAGGUUUUAUUCUGACCAUAACGUUUCUGCUCUAAAAAUAUUAUCUUUAAAUAUUAUCAGCUUUAAAAAUCAGUUAUUUUUAUUGCAAUAAUGUCAAAUUUACUGAGUAACUGAGUUGUGGGUUUUCAUUGGCAGUAAGCCGUAAUUAGAAGAAUUUAAAGAAAUAAGACCUUAAAGUAAAUCUCUGUAUGUAUAAUCAGUCUAUACAUGAGGUUUUUUUUUUAAAACUGAAUUACUGGAAUAAUUUGACUUUCAGGUGAUUAUUUUUACCGAAGAGCACCUGUACAGGACAUUAAUUUAAGUUUCCAUGAUUUUCUUGAAUUUUUACAACCCCCAGCUUUUGAUUUUACUCCCUAGUGGCCGUUAUAUUUUAUGUUUUCAAUCGUUUUUAAUCUGCUGCCAUGUCACAAUCGAUCAGAUCCACCAGGUGAAUUAGCAUAAUCCAGCAUUAAUGAAGUAGUUUAUAAUUACUAGGAGAAAAACAAAGUAAUAACUUAGCAGCCGUUGUAGUUGGGCUGAGGUCUAUCUGUCCCUGCUCUGUGUCGUUUCCUGAUUCACCUGCGUGUUUUUUACCAAAUGAUUUCAGAACACAUCAAACUCCACAUCCCACAUAGUUUUCAGCUUUUUGAGCACUGAUAUACUAUAUAUAUAAAUAUAUAUAUAUAAAGCCUUUUUCUACACAAACAGGUGGAAUGUACAAACAAUAUUCACCUCAGAGGUUGCAACGGAAGCAGACGCGUCGUCCACGUAGUUUCAAGCGUCAGACUGGAUGGAUGCAUCAUGAGCAGUUUUGUGGGACGAACUUCAACAUUGUCUUUUGUGCAUUGUCUCUACAGCAUGCUUUUUCACCACGCCUAUGAAACGCGUCUUAUAUUUGGUCCUAUCUAAAUGUGCUUGUAUUUAUUUUUGAUGAGAGAAAAGAUCAGGCUUUACAGGAAGUAACAGUCAGCGCUGCCCUUUGCCCUUUUCUUUUUUUUUUAGCAAAACUCCUCGUCAGUUCUCAAGUCAUUCAGACGUUUACUCCUCAUAUGUUCCACCUUGUCGUAAAAAAGCAAAUCAGCUUAAAACAGAGACCGAGAUCCUUUAAAAAAAAAAAAACCCUGUUUAGUACUGGACUUUAAUCUACUGGAACGCUGUAUAUCCUAGAAUAAUCCAGUUUAGUGUGUAGAUUACACUGUGGUGCAUGCAGCCAUUGCAGCCAAAAUACUCACCCUUAUUCUCUCUUUUUUUCUUUUUUUUUUUUUCAUUUUGCAAAGGUUCAAGUAAUACGUUAAGGGGCCAAACUAAAACGGAAAAAAAACAACAAAAAAACAACAACAUUUGAUCCAAUCUUUGUGUUAAACUGUAGUGAUGCUGUUGACUCUCAAAGUCUGGAGUAAAAAAAGGAAAUUACAUUUCUUUUUUAAAAAAAAUAUCUUUUAUCUCUUGGUCACCAAGUGGAAUUCAGUGUAAGACGGGAAAAAAUUUAAAGAUUAAUCAUUCGAAUGUUGAAACUAUUAAACUUGUUUUUAUAUUAA